AUGGCCGCGAUCAAAGCGGCUAACUCCAAGGCUGAGGUGGCGCGGGCCCAGGCGGCCUUGGCUAUCAAUAUAUGCGCCGCCCGAGGGCUGCAGAAUGUAUUGCGGACCAAUUUGGGUCCUAAGGGCACCAUGAAAAUGCUUGUAUCUGGUGCAGGUGAUAUCAAACUCACCAAAGACGGCAAUGUGCUACUCCAUGAAAUGCAAAUUCAACACCCAACAGCUUCCUUGAUAGCAAAAGUGGCAACAGCUCAGGAUGAUAUUACAGGAGAUGGAACUACUUCAAAUGUUCUAAUUAUUGGAGAGUUACUAAAACAAGCUGACCUUUACAUUUCUGAGGGCCUGCACCCUAGAAUAAUAGCUGAAGGAUUUGAAGCAGCAAAGGUUAAAGCACUUGAAGUUUUGGAAGAAGUUAAAAUUGAAACAGAGAUGAAAAGAGAAAUCCUCUUAGAUGUGGCUAGAACAUCUCUACGAACUAAAGUUCAUGCUGAUCUGGCUGAUGUGCUAACAGAGUGUUGCCCUAGCAGUCUGUUACAACUUUAUGAGUAUAACUCUAAUUUUAUACCAAAUUUUAGAGUGUAUAUUCAGAGUAAGAAACAUGACAGUAUUUUUAACAGGUUGGUCAGAGGAUUAAUUUUGGAUCAUGGUGCCCGUCAUCCAGAUAUGAAGAAACGAGUAGAAGAUGCAUUUAUACUUACAUGUAACGUAUCACUAGAAUAUGAGAAGACAGAGGUGAGCUCUGGUUUUUUUUAUAAGACUGCAGAAGAGAAAGAAAAAUUGGUAAAAGCUGAAAGGAAAUUUAUUGAAGAUCGAGUACAAAAAAUAAUAGACUUGAAAAAUAAAGUCUGUGCUCAGUCUAAUAAAGGAUUUGUUGUCAUUAAUCAGAAGGGAAUUGAUCCAUUUUCCUUAGAUGCUCUUGCAAGACAUGGCAUAGUAGCUCUUCGCAGAGCAAAAAGAAGAAAUAUGGAAAGACUCUCUCUUGCUUGUGGUGGAGUGGCUGUGAAUAGUCUUGAAGAUCUCAGUGUAGAUUUCUUGGGAUAUGCUGGUCUUGUACAUGAGUACACAUUAGGUGAAGAAAAAUUCACUUUUGUUGAGAACUGUAUUAACCCUCGCUCUGUCACCUUGUUAGUUAAGGGGCCAAAUAAACAUACUCUCACCCAAAUCAAGGAUGCUGUUAGGGAUGGACUUCGUGCCAUCAAAAAUGCCAUUGAAGAUGGCUGUGUGGUUCCAGGUGCAGGUGCAGUUGAAGUGGCGAUUGCUGAAGCUCUUGUUACAUACAAGCACAGUAUACAAGGACGAGCCCGUCUGGGAGUUCAAGCUUUUGCUGAUGCUUUACUCAUUAUUCCUAAGGUUCUUGCUCAAAAUUCUGGUUAUGACCUGCAAGAAACACUAGUAAAAGUUCAAGCUGAGCAUUUAGAAUCAAAACAACCUGUUGGCAUAGAUUUGAAUACAGGUGAACCAAUGAUAGCAGCAGAAGCAGGAGUUUGGGAUAAUUAUUGUGUGAAAAAACAACUUCUUCACUCAUGCACAGUGAUUGCUACCAACAUUCUCCUGGUCGAUGAAAUUAUGCGAGCUGGUAUGUCUUCUCUCAAGGGGUGACUGAGUUCAAAAUCAACUCUUCUGGAAGAUGUGAUAUAUAGCCAUCUUAUAUCCAUCUAUCAUU
Molecule: messenger RNA, 1660 nt
Organism: Condylura cristata (star-nosed mole)
Lineage: Eukaryota; Metazoa; Chordata; Mammalia; Eulipotyphla; Talpidae
Gene: CCT6B
Product: chaperonin containing TCP1, subunit 6B (zeta 2)
Exons: 13
Coding region: 1-1596 (531 amino acids)
Biological process (GO): protein folding
Cellular component (GO): chaperonin-containing T-complex
Molecular function (GO): ATP hydrolysis activity; ATP-dependent protein folding chaperone; ATP binding
Source: RefSeq, a predicted model, not a curated record